CACAAGUCCACAACCACACCUCCGCACACCGCACACCGCCACAACCACACCUCCGCACACCUCCGCGCACCGCACACCGCCACAACCACACCUCCCCACACCUCCGCACACCGCACACCGCCGCACACCUCCGCACACCGUACACCGCACACCGCGCAGUCCACCAGGCGUCAGCCGUCCAGCCGUCCAGCCGUUCAGACCUGCCGGGCCGCCUCCCUCACGCUCCAGCCGGCAGUCCACACCGCACAAACCGCCAGGGGCCCAGGCCGCCACGGCUCAACUGCCCCACCACGACCUGCCGGCCGGCUCCCUCACGCUCCCGCCUCCAUGAGUCCGAAACAGGCGACUUUACAGCACUUAUCUCUCCCCAUCCUCCAAAGAAUCUGAAAUCGCCCAGCUUUGCGAUUUAGGCCAUAUCUCCAAAGCUGUAAAGCUCCUUAAUUCUCUUGUGUCGGAAGACUUAAUAACUGUGAAACCAGCCCUAUACGCCACACUUGUACGGGGGUGCAGGAAAACCAAUUCUUUCAACCUCGGUCUCCAGUUGCAGGCCCAUGUGACCAAGGCUGGCCUUGAUACUGACCGGUUUGUUGGCAACAAUCUCCUUUCGUUUUAUUUCAAGCUUGGAAGAAAUUUCUCUGAAACCCGACGUCUCUUCGAUGGGUUAGUCUACAAAGAUGUUGUUUCUUGGUGCUCUAUCAUAUCGGGUUAUAUUCGCGUGGGUAAGCCCAAACUUGCGCUUGUGCUGUAUGAGAAAAUGGUAGGUCAUGAGGUUGAGCAGAGUGCAUUUACUGUAUCUACUGCAAUCAAGGCGUGCUCUGAGCUUCGGGAGUUGAGACUUGGUAUGUGUUUCCAUGGGGUUGUGAUAACCCGCGGUUUUGAUGAUAGUGGUGUUAUUGUUAGUGGAUUGAUCGAUAUGUAUGGGAAGAAUUAUAAACCUGAUGAUGCACUAAAGAUGUUCGAUGAAAUGCCAUCUCUUGAUGAUAUUUGUUGGACCUCUUUAAUUUCAGCUCUUACUAAAAACAAUUUGUUUAGGAAAGCUUUGGAAAUCUUCCAUUCAGAACAUAGGAAACACAAGUUGGUUCCAGGUGCCCAUACUUUUGGAAGUGUUUUGACAGCUGUGGGGAAUUUAGGUAAGUUGAAGGAAGGAAAACAAGUGCAUGCAAAGGUUGUUUCUCAUGGGAUACGUGGUGAUAUAUUCGUUGAUAGUUCUUUAGUGGAUAUGUAUGCCAAAUGUGGGCUUAUGAACGAGUCUCGUCGGGUUUUUGACAGUAUGGGCAAAAGAAAUUCAGUUUCUUGGUGUGCUUUGCUAACCGGCUAUUGCCAUACGGGUGAUUAUGAUACAGUUAUCGAGUUAUUUAAGAUGAUGGAUGGGGUUGAACUUCACAGUUUUGGAACCGUUAUUCGUGCCUGUUCAGGAUUGGCUGCUUUGAAACCAGGGAAGGAAGUUCAUUACCAGUUUUUAAGGCAAGGUGGAUUCAGGGACGUAGUAAUUGAAUCUGCACUAGUCGAUCUUUAUGCAAGAUGUGGAUGUUUUGAUGCUGCCCAUAGCGUAUUUGCCAGAAUGGAUGUCAGGAAUCUGGUUUCUUGGAACUCUAUGAUAUCUGGGUUUGCACAGAACGGCAGGGGAGGCGAAGCUAUUAAAAUUUUCGACAAGAUGAUUGGUGAAGGUUUUAAGCCUGAUUAUAUAACCUUUGUUUCCGUUCUAUCUGCUUGUAGUCACAGUGGUUUUGUAGACAUGGGACGUAAAUAUUUCGAUUCCAUGACGCCUGAUUACGGAAUUAAAGCCGGGCUUGAGCAUUAUGGCUGCAUGGUUGAUCUUCUAUGUCGGGCUGGGGAGCUCGAAGAAUCAGAGUGUUUGAUUAACAGUUCAGACUUCAAAAGUGAUCCUUCUCUUUGGAUUUGCUUGCUUGGAGCUUGUAGCAGCACUACAGAUCCAGCCCUUGCAGAGCGAAUAUCAAAGAGAACAAUUGAAUUGAAACCCAAUUAUCAUAUGAGUUAUGUGUAUUUGGGUAAAGUGUACAAAGCAAUUGGACGGUGGGAUGAUGCUCUCAAGGUUUGGUGGGCGAUGCGACAGAAGAAGGUGGAAAAGAUUCCUGGAAAGAGCUGGGUUGAAUCUAACAAAAACCUAGGCCCCUUUUCUCACAUUUUUAACGCAGAAAAUAACUCAGAGAUUCUAAAUGAAAGGGCCUAGAAAAUGGGAUUGCUAUUGGCAAUUGUUGAAACAGAUGCUAAAUCUCAAGAGAUUUGCACGACCGCUUGUCCACAAAAGUGCUAGAGAUGUGUGUUCACUGUGAGGUCAGGCGCCAGGUGGUAAGGAAUUUGGCUCUGAAAAAGAUUAAUGCGCCUCUAUGUGCUCAAAAGAUUCCAGUGCGCCGGAUGAUGUGCUGCAUAGAUGCCACACGCACUACCUAGGUGUCCCCACCAAGAUCCACACUGUUGCAGUUGGGGCUGCCAUAGGUCAGGCAUGUCUCUUGCUGGCUGCAGGAACUAAAGGGAAAAGGUUUAUGCUGCCACAUUCAAAAGGUACCAUCAUCUGGGUUGCUACAGGCCAAUGACGUUUUCAUUCGGGCUAAAGAGGUGAUAAUACAAAGAGAUAUCCUUGUCGAACUUUUGGCCCAUCACACUGGAAAUCCUGUAGAGACUGUUGCUAAUGUGAUGAAAAGACCAUUCUACAUGGAUCCUCUAAAAGCAAUAGAAUUUGGCGUCAUUGACAAGGUAGAGUUUAUCUCCGAAUAACAGCGCUACUCGAUCUGCCGAAUAAUAAAUUCCGAGAAAAUCAGGUAAGGUAGUUUUUUCAAAAAAGUUACCCUGAAAUAUUCUGAUUUGAGCAUUCAGACAUAUGAAUGAUACAAACGUGGUUAGGACUCUAUGAGCAAAUCCUACAGGGUAACUUUUUUGAAAAAACUACCUUACCUGAUUUUCUCGGGAUUUAUUAUUCGGUUGAUCGAGAAGCGUUGUUUUCACUGUUUUAAAAAGUCGAAUACUCAAAAGCGUGCUACCCGAGACGAAAGGGUGGUGACAAUAAACCAGUAGCUGAUAACGGGACAAGAUCACACUCACCUUCUCCAAAAGUUAAACCAGUAGCUCAACUUUUUUGAAAAAACUACCUUACCUGAUUUUCUCGGGAUUUAUUAUUCGGUUGAUCGAGAAGCGUUGUUUUCACUGUUUUAAAAAGUCGAAUACUCAAAAGCGUGCUACCCGAGAUGAAAGGGUGGUGACAAUAAACCAGUAGCUGAUAACGGGACAAGAUCGCACUCACCUUCUCCAAACUCGCCGAUCGUCUGUCCGAGCUCAGAGGAUAGACAUGCUCUUCUACACUCUCCCUAACUUCCCUGAAUCGCGAUCUAGCCUUGUAAGUUAGGCUGCAAAAUCACUGGAGUACCCAUAGAGCAAAAUCACAGGAUUGGGAGUGAUGAGGAGAGCCCAAAAGUAGAGAAGACUCAAUAUCUGAGACUCGUGGGAAAACUCAUAUACCUAUCUCACACAAAGCCUGAAAUAGCAUAUCCCGUUAAUGUGGUUAGUCAGUUCACGCAUGAUCCACGCGAAAGACAAUUGCAGUCAGUGAAUAGAAUCUUGCAGUAUUUGAAGGCAAGUCCUGGGAGAGGACUGCUAUUCAAAAAGGAGGAACAUCUGUCUAUGGAGAUUUAUACAGAUGCAGACUAUGCAGGGUCAAUUGUUGACCGGAGGUCUACUACUGGAUAUUGCAUGUUCUUGGGUGAAAAUUUAGUGACAUGGAGGAGCAAGAAACAGAAUGUCGUGGCACGAUCGAGUAGAGCGGAAUGCAUCACCAAAGGGCUUCCAGUAGAGCGGUUUCGAGAACUUACUUGCAAGAUGGGAAUGAAAGACAUCCAUUCACCAUCUUUCAAAAACAGCCUCUCUAUACUUAAAGUUGCAUACGUUCGACCCUCCCUUACCGCACUGUAGGUGGGAGCCUUUACGGCACUGGGGUAGUCUUGUUGUUGUUGUCCUCAAUGAAUAGGGCCCUCCGUAAAUAUGCUUCGGAUACAUGAUUGUAUUAUUCAGAGGAGAGCUAGUAAUUACCUAAAAAGAAGAGUGACAAAAUUAAUUUGGGACAGAGGGAGUACAUGAUUGUAUUAUUCAGAGGAGAGCUAGUAAUUACCAUCUCCAGCAACAGAAUUAGUAGCAUUAGCAACCUGCUUCACAAGUUCUGCACCAACAUUCUUUGCCUUUUCCUUAAAGUUGAUACUUUUGGCUACUGUGACACCAUCCUUUGUCACCUUUGGUUCCCCCCACUGCUCUCAAUAAUCACAUUACGGCCCUAGAGAUUCAUUUAAAGACAAAAACAGUUCCAAUUAGGGUGACCGAAAUGAUAUGUAUCAUGAUGGCAGCAUAACGCCACUCUAUGGAUAUUUUUCUAUCUCCAGCAACUAUGAACACACAGUACACAAGAGAAAAAUCAAAUUAACAGUAACACAAGAAAAACCUGAAGGCUGAAGCAAUGGAGAAUGCAGCUCUAUACAUUGCCAGAGAGUGCUAAAAUGGAGUAGCUGAACUUUCAGAGAUUAGUGAACAGGUCACUGUUUCAGUGGCAUCAAAGUUCGUGCUGCUGUGGGUUUAGAGUUUAAGAUAGAUGGGACAUAUUUGUUUCAGCUGGACUUUUAUUUGUUUCAGAGAUUGUUUCACUUUGAAUUUGCUGUUAGCAUUUUGUUUGAUAGUGGAUUAAUAAAAUAAAAAUUGUGCGAUGGAGAUUGUGCAGAAGAAAAGAUUAACUGGAACCAUAAAUUCGUUACUUAAAACACAAAGUGACAAAGUUAGUGGAACCACAAAUUUGUUGUAAAUCCAGACCGGCUCAGAGUCUGAGGCCUCAAUCACCAAAAGCCCAAGGGCUUGCUCGACAUUCACCACCAGGGUUGCAAACAGUAAAGACGAAGGGCAACAGUCACAAACACUCACUCAAUUUAGGAGCCUAACCCCCCAGACCAGAUAACUCAGAGAACCCACCAUAGAAGAACCCCCAAACAACCAGACCAGAGUAAAGCCCACAAAAGGUUCCCCAAGGAAUCAUCGGAGGUUAGCCGGAGCUCAGUACCACAGUGAAAUCGGCACUCUCACUCUAGAAUUAGGGUAACACUCUAGAAGAUACAUCGGUUAGAGAGAAGGACUGAACGAUCAAAUAGGCUGUUCCAGAAGGAACCAGGCAAUAUAAGGGAAGGGCCACAAGAGUCAUGGGCUGGGAGAAGACAAAAUGGGGCAAGUGGGCUUGGUCGGAGAGACAGCCCAAAUGGGCCAGACUCAUUAAAUAUGAGACCAAAGCUUUAAUGAGGUGGACCAAUACCAUCAACAAGUUCUAAGAGACAGAAGAAGUAUUUCUUAUGUUUCAAAUCUAUAUCUAUAUAUAUAGUAAAACAGAAAAGUGUGGGGGAGAUUUGGGAGGAUUUUGGGCGGGAAUGGCAGUAAGCCAAAGAGAACGUGUGUUGCCAUUUAAUUGUAUUCUGGAUUAGCAUCAAUAAAUACAUUAAUUAUUCUAUGUUGAGGCUGUCCAACUUUCUCAUGUCCCUUCUUUUUAAAAAGAUGCAUGAAUGCAUCUAUCCCAAUACCGAAAUAAACAUCAACGGAGAAGGCUGUUCGUUUUCUUACGCUGGAAAGGCUCUAAUGAUACUGACACGUAUAAUUGGCUGCUCUCCUCACAUUUCAAGAAGACUUAUACGUUAAAAAUUGAUGAUGCAAAAUCUGUUUUACAGAAAUUAUUUAUGGGUUCUAUGCAUCAAUUGUUCAUAGUCUUACAACUUCUUAAAGAUGUUUUGCAAUUUUCCAGAUACCCUUUGAAAUUCCCAACAUUUAUUUAAUCAAUGUUACAUUGAAUCAUGGGUUGGUGCCGUGUUGGUGGUGUGUUUCUUCCCCGCCUCCAUAUAAAACCCUGCAAACCUAUAUUCCCCCACCAACACCAAACUGUGAAGGUUUGAAAAGCAACAUCAGUACACCACGAGUCCACGAUACUAUUUUUAAAACAAGAUGGUGGCAGAGCAAUCCAUGCUAACUCUUUCUGAUUUUGAACGAGAUCCAAGUAAAUUUCCUCCUAAAACACACCUCCCAGUCCCCCCUAAACAUUUUUUUUUGAUGUUCUGCACUUUGUAAAUUUUUUAUGAUGAAAAAGACAAUGCUUAGAGAGGUUCUUCUUGUAUUUUAAGCUCAUUUGUAUGUGAGUGUAUGCAUUUCGUGAAAGAUGUCUAUUUGAGUUAAGUAAUCAAAUUUAAAUUAUAAACAAUGAGAUCGAACGUUAUUUCAUUAUAGUUUUGUUUAAGUUUAUGAAAUAUUUUUGCUUCACUAAUUUGUCGUGUCUAAUUUUUUUAAAGUAAUCAAAGAACUAGAAUACUUUCCAGCGGAUAUGCAUGGGGAGUAUGAGAUUUGUGGUUUUUAAUUUUUUUCAGACUUCGAGUUAUGGGUCAAAAAGCCAUGAUGGUGAUUCUAGAAGAUUAAAUUUUUAAAUAUGUUUAUAUAUAUAAUAGUGGCAAUGAACUUUUGGAGGAAGCAUUGUAGCAUUUUGAGUGAAUACCUAGGUUAAAAAUUAUUGAUUCAUACGCAGUUCAAGGGAAGAAUUGUGUGAGAGAAUUGGUUAUUCGGCUGACCAAAGCUAAUGGUUUGGUUCAAAGAAAAUUUUGGAACACAGAUGUUGAGUUCAAAGAAAAUACUUCCUAAACGGUGUAACACAUUUAUUUGGCCGACUACAAUGUCUGGCCUUUUGGUUCACUGGUUCAUGAAAUAAGUAGUAUAUAAAGGAUGCAUUUGUGCUCUUUGGACACCAGUCAAUUUAACAUUUUCACAAGGUAAUUCUCCACACAAUACGAACAAGGGAAUUUGCCAAAUAAGGAACUGGGAAGAAGUGUGAAGUUAAUUUCAGGAUUGUCCGAAAAGGAAAGCGAGAAGUUGUUUCUGGGAUGGAGGGAGUAUUUAAAUAUCAUCAUGUAUGUACUUAUGAAUUCUUUUUUUAAUAAAAAUUAGCCGCAAAGUCUUUCUAAACUAGCGGAAAAAAAUUCGCCCCACUACACUAGCAAAAAAAAAUCUCCUGACUACACUAGCGAAAAAAAUUUCACCCACUACACUAACGAAAAAAAAUUUGCCCCCCUUGACUCCAAAUCCCGGAUCCGUCCAUGUUCUCAAUCAUAAUCUCUAACAAUAUAUGUUUCACAUCAUCAACAUGAUUUCCAAAUCAUCUCAAGGAUGAGGAUGCCCUAAUGUGACAUGUGUCAUGUUACACUUCUAAAAAAUGUAGAGCCAUGUAUGGAUGUGCCCUGCCAUUAAUUAGCCACUUCAGGUUUUGGUCAACGUUGGGUUAAGAAGAGCGGUUGAAUGUUUUAGCAACCGUUAAGAUUUCGAAGGGCAGCGGAUGCUCGGGUCACAAAUGGAAUUAUGAAAAGCGGCGGACGUUUCAGCCAACAAUGUCAAUUAGCUAGGAGGAAUAAUAGAGUCCAAUUGUAAUUUUUUAUUUAUCAUUUUGGCAUUGUUUAUUUAUAUUUCUUGGGAUUUGGAUUUUGUGAUGGAAUAAUAGAGUCCAAUUGUAAUUUUUUAUUUGUUAAUAUGCUACUUAAGAUUAAUAUGUAUACAUAUACAUAUGUUGGUGUGUAAUAAAUGGAGCCUCAAGAAAAAU
This is a messenger RNA of Cuscuta europaea, 7606 nucleotides long. The record is from the annotation of a GenBank genome assembly. NCBI's taxonomy places the organism in Eukaryota, Viridiplantae, Streptophyta, Magnoliopsida, Solanales, Convolvulaceae.